Hydractinia symbiolongicarpus is the source of this 3377-nucleotide messenger RNA. RefSeq lists its product as uncharacterized. The coding region runs from base 942 to 2552 and encodes 536 amino acids. The transcript is spliced from 2 exons. The record is from RefSeq and is a predicted model, not a curated record. Lineage: Eukaryota; Metazoa; Cnidaria; Hydrozoa; Anthoathecata; Hydractiniidae.
AGAAAUAACAACAAAACCAUGAAACAUGCUGAAAACACCAGGUUUCACUAAAAUUACAAUUGAGAAUGAUCUAAGAUUAACUUUUAAUCCUGUUUCAAGCGUGUGGGAGAUGUUAAUGAAUAAUAUUUAUAUUGGUCAGAAAUGAUGGUAAUUUUCAAAAAAUUUGAGAAAUAAUAGUGAUAACACAGUUCUUUCAAGCAUCAACAGUAUCGCCAUCUUUUUUCUGUUGUUGGAAGCCAUAUUUGCUUACAUAUUCACCCCGUCACUUUUAGUUUCCCGCUAAUUUUUCUUCAUAUAAACCCGGGAUGGGAAAUGACAAAUUUACAUAUAAACCCCAGUUGAUAUUAGCCCGCUCUACCGGGAAACUCGAUGGGCAAGUUUCCCGGUUCUCAUAUAAAAAGGCCCUAAAAUAGAGAUGUGCGUUCUAGCGCAGUCAACGACGACGACGAAGACAAGGGAAAUUCCCUAAAUCCUGAAUUCCCCGAAUCCGACAAUUCCGGGAAAUUCGAUAAAAUCUAACGCAUGCGCAAUAGCGACUAACGGGAAUAAUGCUGACAUCAACAAAAAAUAGAGAUUGCGCAAGUGAGUAGGGAAAUUCCCUUACUCAAAAUACGACUGCGCUAGAAAUUUUGUUGAUUGAAAUCAAAAAUCUAUAUAAUAAAUAUGAAUACACAUACUGUGAAUCAGUUACAAGCUAUCGCGAAAACCCGUGGGCUUACGGGCUAUUCCAAGCUACGCAAAGCCGACCUUACAGAUUUAUUAGAGGCACACCCAAGACCUGUUCCUGCGCCAGAAUCAAGGUCACAAGCAUUUACACCAGAUGCCUUAGAUAUAUUCGAGCGUCAAGGGAUGGCAAAAGCCCGUCCAAUUAAGAGCAAGAUUGAACCUCGACUCCCCACACCCGAAGCCAUGAAUGUCUUUGAACGGAUGUCUUUGAAGGGAUGACAAAGACACGUCCAGUAGUAAAGAGUAAAUUGCGAGAGUGGUUUGACUGGCUUGUGAACUAUGUACCAGAGGGUAUUAGAAAGUCGGUGCAAGGUAUAUAUGCAUCAGCAAAAAAAUGCAUUCUUGCUCUUUAUGAUGGGGCAAAAAAGACCCUGAUGGGUGAAGUUGAAGAAGAGGCAAAGGAGGAUCAUGCUGAAGAUAAGCAGCAACCGAACCAAGAUUUCACGCCUGAAGAACAUAAGAAUGCUCACCAUAGGACCUUCCGAAGUUUCCGAAUCCCCGGCAUAGACGGUACGGAUGUCGAUGGGUACUUGGGGAUGGUGCGAUCACACGUGAAAACCCUGAUUGAGAAGCAGGUUAAAGACAUGGGGUCUGCUAAGGUGCAGUGUUCCCUCUGGAUUCUAUGGAAGAAACCAGUGGAGGGUACCAGCGAGGAUGAUACCAGCAAGUUUAUCGAAAUCAAUAAGGUCUUCCACAGCAACAUGGCACCGGUCUUUCAGGGUAGCGUCGUGGAAGAGGUGCUAGACACGAUGCUCGCUCAGGUCAAAACGUAUGUGGAGAACCCAGCGCUGCCCAAUAGUGGCUUUACAAUCAAUCGAAUUAUGCAUCUCGACGUGGACUUCCACAAGCUCAAGCUGUCGAGGGGUUCCUCGUAUAUCGAAGCACCCAAGUGGAUAGCCACUAAGAAAGCCAUCAUUAAUCCACAGAACAAGGACGAGGAGUGCUUUAAGUGGAGUAUCAUAGCUGCUCUACAUCAUGAGGAUAUAACCAGCGAUCCAGAGAGAAUCAGCAAGCUUCGACCAUUUGCGGAUGAGUAUAAUUGGCAUGGCAUAGAGUUUCCCAUGAGCAUCAAGGAGAUCUCCAAGUUUGAAAAGAACAACCCAGAUAUCGCGGUGAACGUCUUGUACGUAACAGGGAAGACUUUCAAUAUCCUGUGUCGAUCGACACACAACGAACGCGAGAAACAGGUUAAUCUGCUACUCCUCACGGACAUUAAAAAGAGUCAUUAUAUAGCCAUCGAAAAUCUCUCACGACUCCUGGGCAGCAAAAUAUCAAAGAAUCAUGCAAAGAUGCACUUCUGUAUGAACUGUCUACAAGCCUUUCCAACAAUCGAGUCGCGUGAUAAGCACUAUGAAUACUGCAUGGAUAAUGAAGCGGUCAAGAUUGCGAUGCCAACCGAACAGGAAAAGUGGCUAUACUACAAGGAUGGUCAGCAGCAAUUCAAAGUACCCUUCGCUAUCUAUACGGAUUUCGAAUCCCUGCUCGUUCCCAUCACUGAAGAUAAGAGGGAGACCAAGACGAAAAAGCUGAAUAAGCACGUGCCAUGUGGCUGGUGCACGUAUAGUACCUUCGCCUAUGGUGAUAUAUCAUAUCCCUUGCAGAGAUACCGUGGUAAGGACUGCGUGAAAAUGUUCGUUCAACACCUGGAGGAUGAGGUAAAGCGGCUCUACGCUACCUUCCCACAGCAUGACAUGCUGCCCCUAACGGAGGUGUUACAAAGAGGGCACGAAGCGGCAAAGACAUGUCACAUCUGCAUGAAAUCCUUCGACGACGACCUGAAGAACCGAAAAGUUCGAGACCACUGUCACUACACGGGUCUAUACUGAGGUGCCGCACACAACACCUGCAAUUUCAACUACAAUAUACCCAGCCACGUGCCCGUGAUCUUCCAUAAUUUUUCGGGGUACGACGCCCACUUGUUCAUUCGAGAAUUGGGGGAGAAGUACGAUACCCAGGACAUUGGUUUGAUCGCUGAAAACACUGAAAGGUAUGGUACCCAUUGCAGGCAUGGGGGUGCCCAUUGCAGGCAUGGGGGUACCCAUUGCAGGCAUGGAGGUACCCAUUGCAGGCAUGGGGUACGAUCAUGGUGAAACAUAUAAGAAGAUUGAGAUCAGGUUCAUCGACAGCUGUCGAUUCAUGGCAUCAAGCUUGGAGAAAUUGGCAAGCAAACUCGAUGAUGAACAGUGCAAAAAUCUCCGUUGGUAUUUCGCUGAGGAUGACACCUUUUAACUCAUGCGCAGAAAAGGUGUCUAUCCCUACGAAUACAUGAAUAGCUGGCAACGAUUCAAGGAGACGGAGCUACCUCCCAAAGAGGCCUAACUCGUCAUGGACGUCCUGCUAUUAACUGACAUCUUCCAGAGCUUUCGAAAUGUGUGCUUGGAUCAAUACAAGCUCGAUCCUGCCCAUUUCUACAGCGCACCAGGCCUGGCAUGGAAAGCAGUGUUGAAGUAUACCGAGAUCAAGCUGGAGCUUCUUACGGAUCCUGAGAUGCUCUUGAUGUUUGAAAGAGGUAUCCAUGGAGGUAUAACUCAAGCAGUGCACCGAUAUGCCAAAGCCAAUAACAAGUAUAUGGGGGACCAAUACGAUCCAGAGGUUGAGUCAUCAUAUUUGUAGUAUCUCGAUGCCAACAAUUUGUAUGGCUGGGCCAUGCG